AUUUCUUAGUCUCGGCGCCAUUUUAUAUCAACGAAGUACUGGAAGUUAGAGAAAAAGAUUCUGUGCCAUCAAUAACCUUUGCUUUGCUUAUUGAUUUUAACAAUUAAUUAAUAUACUUUUUUUGUGGAGUUUAAUAAAACACCUGGAGACGUAAUUUUUUCAAGUUAAAUAGUUAUAAAAUAUUGCCUUUUCUAUUUAAUUAAAUUCACAAUGGCAAAUGGAAAUGAUCAUGACGAAGAGGGAUACGUAGUAAAAGUACGAGGUUUGCCUUGGUCAACGACUGUCGAUGAAAUUAUGAAGUUUUUUGGAGAUUGCAGUAUUUCUCAUGGUAAGGCAGGUAUUCAUAUGACAAUGUCUCGAGAAGGCAGACCAAGUGGAGAAGCGUAUAUUGAAAUGGAUUCCGAGGAAGAUAUAGAGAAAGCUUGUAAACGAGAUAGAGAUCAUAUGGGCCAUCGCUAUAUUGAAGUUUUUAAAGCCAAGAGAGGAGAAAUGGAAUGGGUAAUAAAAAGAAGUGGUUUAAAUUUAGAAAAUGCUAUGGACGAUGGAUGUGUUAGAUUAAGAGGUUUACCAUUUGGUUGUUCAAAAGAAGAGAUUGCACAAUUUUUCUCAGGGUUGGAGAUAUUGCCGAACGGGAUUUCACUACCGACAGACUACACGGGCCGCAGUACUGGGGAAGCUUACGUUCAGUUUGUUAACAAAGAUGUUGCGGAGCGCGCUCUGCAGAAACACAAGGAAAAGAUAGGACACAGAUACAUUGAAAUCUUCAGAAGUAGUUUAUCAGAAGUUCGAGCUAGUAUUGGACUCAAAAUGCGUGGUGGUCCAAUGGGUGGAUUUAAUCAAAGACCUGCUCCAUAUGAUCGUGGAAGUAGGUUUGGUGGGAUGAAUCGUUUCAACAAUAAUGCAAGAGGAAAUAGAGGAGGAAAUAGAGAUUUUGACAAUGGCCUAGGAUGGAAUAGCGGUAAUAACUUCCAAUCACGUGGAAACAAUAUGGGUGGUGGAAUGCGAGGUGGUAUGGAUAUGAAAGGAAGUGGAAAUUUCAGGGGUAAUGAUAACUGGAACAGUAAUAAUACCGGUGUACACUGUGUGCACAUGAGAGGCUUACCUUUUAGAGCAACGGAGCAAGAUAUAGCUGAUUUUUUUAGACCCCUUGUACCACUUAAUAUCAGAAUAAUUCUUGAGAGUGGAGGAAGAGCUUCUGGUGAGGCUGAUGUUGAGUUUGUAACUCACGAAGAAGCAUUAAAAGCUAUGUCAAAAGAUAAAAGUCACAUGUCUCACAGAUAUAUUGAACUCUUUUUAAAUUCCUCACCUGGUCCUAGUUCAGGUGGAAAUUCAAGUGGAAUGCUUGGAGGUAUCGGAAAUUUCUGUGGAGGUCUUGGUAAUAACUUUAGGCCUGGCUAUUCUCCAAACAAUAGAGGAUAUGGAAAUAGUCAACUCAGUGGUAGCAACUACAAUAGUUUUUAAUCAUUCAACUAGAAAUGUUUAAUAACAAUUCGAAAUCACAUCAUUCAUAGACCAGUUUUGGCAACAUCAUCAUGCAAUGAUAAACUACCAAAAUGCGUUCACCUUGCGUUUCAUUUUAUGAUACUUAACAAAAUAAACAUAAACACUAAUUGUAAGGUAAAUUUUAGAAUGUAAGGUUACAAAACAAUUAGUAUUAUAAUUGUGUAACAAAAUACAUUUUUGCAAUUUUGAGUUUAUGUUACAAAUUUGU
Ceratosolen solmsi marchali is the source of this 1711-nucleotide messenger RNA. RefSeq names its product heterogeneous nuclear ribonucleoprotein glorund (gene glo). The transcript has 8 exons. Bases 211 to 1461 code for a protein of 416 amino acids. Gene Ontology annotation, molecular function: RNA binding. Lineage: Eukaryota; Metazoa; Arthropoda; Insecta; Hymenoptera; Agaonidae. The record is from RefSeq and is a predicted model, not a curated record.